AUGGAGGACCGGACGGGCGAGUCGCACGGCGGACCCAGCCGAGUAGUGGUCGACCUCGGCCAACUCUCAGGAGGACUUGCGGAUGACGAAGGGCGUGACCUUGUCGCCAGGCAACUGGACGCGUGGUUGACGGAGAUGGCCAAGGACGGUGACGCGCAGACGAAGGACGCCCCAACCAAGGUGGAGGCAUCACCAGCGGCGCUGGCAACUGCGCUGACUGCAGAGCAAAGACGCCACGACUUGACGAGGGCCAAGGCACUACGGAAACGCGUUGCUGAAGCGAGUGUGCGUGAGCAGCUCACAGCGGACAUGGCGGUGGGCAGCUUGAUGCUGACGGACUCCAUGCCCAAGGAGCCCGACGGGAGCGAGACCAAGGGCGAACUGGCGAGAGGAGUGACGGCAGAGGCACCGUUCCAGAUGCCCGAGCCGAUGGCGGAGGAGAACCGCCAAGAGGAAAUUGCCGGUGGAAGCAUCGUGGGCGAGGUGGACAUCCGUGACGGUGCGGCCAAGCAAGUGAUCAUGGCGGCAGCGGAUCUGGACGCAGUGGAGCCCGACGAAUGGACGCGGCCCGUGGAAACGACAAUCCGCGUCUCAAGAACGAGGCGCAGAUUCGAGAAGCGAGUGGGGAAGGCGAGAGCGCGAGAGCAGCGCCGGAUCCGUGAGUGGUUGGCCGCGCGAGCGAAGACAGAGGGCGGCUACGCCGCGCUUGGACGACGCGGAGGCGAUGCACCGAGGGGCAAGAAGCCCAUGAAGCAGUACCGCUACCAUAGUGGCAGCAUCUACCGGCAGCCGAGCAUUGGCUGGAUCGACGAAGGGACGCGGCCAGUACGAGUGGGGAGACUACGGGCAGUCCGUGCACCGGCGACGGACACGUUGCCGACGGCACGAGUGAUGAUGCGAGAGCAGUGGUGCGACAUCAAGCUGGACACAGGUGCGCAAUACACCGUGGCCGGCGAGUCGUGGAAGCGCUUGGGCAUACAGCAGGACGAGCUGCCGCCAGUGGACUUCGUCGAGGGGUUCACGGGCACCGUGGCCAGAGUGCUCGGAGUGUGGCAGUUCAAGAUGGAGACGCAGUACGAGCAGACAAUGUCCGUGAAGGCGCUGGUGGUCGAGGGCGCUGCUGACGAGUUCCUGUCAGGAGAAGAUUGGAUGCUGGGCAACGGGGUGAAGAUCGACUUCACCGCUUGCGAGAUGAAGUGGUACAGCGGGGACAUCAAGAAGAUCGUGCCGUUCUCCUGCACCCGUGAAGGGCCACAGGGCGAUUCGGGUGACACUGGUGCGUCGGGCGAAGAUCGGCACUCGGACCUGUCACAACGUGGAGCUGGCAGAGGCGGCGCCGGAGGGCACUACGGGCGUCUUCAUGCCCGCCCCGCGCAAAGAGCUACAACUGUUGUUGGCUCCAACGUUGACGACAGUCCGAGGUGGUAA
Messenger RNA from Phytophthora sojae, 1428 nucleotides. RefSeq lists its product as hypothetical. NCBI's taxonomy places the organism in Eukaryota, Oomycota, Peronosporomycetes, Peronosporales, Peronosporaceae. The transcript has 4 exons. Bases 1 to 1428 code for a protein of 475 amino acids. The record is from RefSeq and is a predicted model, not a curated record.